CCGUCAUCGCCGCGCGCGGGCCGCAGGGGCUGCGGCGGCCGGCAUGGCGCUCUUCCACAUCGCGCGGUACCCGGGGCCCGAGGCGGCUGGCGCGGAGGCCGAGGCGGCCGGCCGGGCGCGCGCGCUGCUGGAGCGGCUUCAACGCCGGGCCCGCGAGCGGCAGCUGCAGCAGCAGCAGCCGCGGCAGCAGGAGCCCGAGGAGGCCGCGCGGACCGAGGGCGCGCCGGGGAGGCGGCGGCGGCGCCCGCGGAGGAGCAGGGGCGGUGGGACGCCGGAGAGCCCGCACGCGCCGGGGAGCAAGCGACGGAAAGCGGACGGCGAGGAGGCGGGUGCAGAGAGCAGCGAGGAGGGGCCGCGGGAGAGCGGCGUGGACGCCGAGGCCGAGGCCCCGCCGGAGGCCCCAGGGGGGCGGACCCCCGACGAGGCCACCGGGCCCCCCGCCCACCCCCUGCUGCUGGGCGGCUUCGGGAGGAGCAGGGCGCCGAAGGUCCACCCUUUCCUGCCCAAGUGGCUGGCCGAGCCCAGCCGCGUCAGAAGGAAUGUCACAGAGGACACGGUUCCCGUCGAGGACAUCCCCGAAGUCCACCCCGAGCUGCAGAAGAAGCUGCGGGCGCAGGGCGUCACGUGCUACUUCCCAGUCCAGGCAGCGGUCAUCCCUGCUCUCCUGGAGAGCGCAGCCGGCGGGUUCCUGGUGGGAAGAGGCGGCUACCGGCCCAGGGACCUGUGCGUCUCCGCCCCGACGGGCAGCGGGAAGACCCUGGCCUUCGUCAUCCCCGUGGUGCAGGCCCUGCUGCGGCGAGCCGUGUGCCAGGUCCGAGCGCUGGUCGUGCUGCCCACCAAGGAGCUGGCCCAGCAGGUGAGCAGAGUGUUCAACGUCUACACGGAUGCCACGCCCCUGCGCGUCGCCCUGGUCACGGGGCAGAAGUCGCUGGCCAAGGAGCAGGAGACCCUCGUCCAGAAGACGGCCGACGGCUUCCGCUGCCUGGCUGACAUCGUGGUGGCCACUCCCGGGCGCCUGGUGGACCACAUCGACCAGACCCCGGGGUUCAGCCUCCAGCAGCUCCGCUUCCUGGUCAUCGACGAGGCCGACCGGAUGAUGGACAGCAUGCACCAGGCGUGGCUCCCACGGGUGGUGGCGGCUGCGUUCCCGCGGGAGGCUGCCAGGGACCCCUGCGCUCUGCUCCAGAGACGGCAGCCCCAGGCCGUGACCGCUGCCAGCUCCUGCUGCCCGCAGAUGCCCCUGCAGAAGCUGCUCUUCUCGGCCACCCUGACCCAGAACCCCGAGAAGCUGCAGCAGCUCGGCCUGUACCAGCCCCGGCUCUUCUCCACCCGGCCGGCCCGUGGGGGCCCCGGGGACGCGGGCGUGGACGCGGACACGGACUCGGCCUCGGGCGGGAAGUACACCUUCCCCUCGGGGCUCUCGCACCACUACGUGCCCUGCAGCCUGCAGGCCAAGCCGCUGGUCGUCCUGCACCUGAUCCUGCACAUGAGCUUCUCCCGGGUCCUGUGCUUCACCAACUCCCGGGAGAACGCCCACAGGCUCUUCCUGCUGGUCCAGGCUUUCGGGGGUGUGGCGGUGGCCGAGUUCUCCUCCCGCUGCGGCCCUGGCUGGAGGAGGACGGUCCUGAAGCAGUUUGAGCAGGGGAAGAUCCAGCUCCUCAUCAGCACAGACGCCACCGCCCGCGGCAUCGACGUGCAGGGCGUGCAGCUGGUGGUCAACUACGACGCCCCCCAGUACCUGCGGACCUACGUGCACCGGGUCGGCAGGACGGCCCGGGCGGGGAACACCGGCCAGGCCUUCACGCUGCUCCUCAAAGUGCAGGAGCGGAAGUUCCUCCGGAUGCUGGCAGAAGCCGGGGCCCCCGAGCUGCAGCGGCACGACACGCCCCCCGAGCUCCUGCAGCCGCUGGUGCCGCGGUAUGAGGCGGCUCUGUCCCAGCUGGAGAGGGCCGUCAAGGAAGAACAAAGGCAGAAGGCGGCCUAGGCAGGGGCUCCGGGGGCGGGCAGGACCCUCCAUGGCAGCAAGCAACGAGAAAACGUCCUCAGGCGCGGAGAAGGCCGGCCAACCAGCCGACCAGCCGCACAGCCGGGCCCCGGCCUGCGGAGUGCACCCAGCGCCGGGUGCUGGCGGACACGCCCCCGCGGGGGGCUGGGCGCUGCAGACGGCCUCGGGAGCACUCACCCACUGUCCGGGGGAGGCCUCCCCCAGCGCUCAGCGUCACUAAAAAACUGGAGGAACUGGG
Molecule: messenger RNA, 2243 nt
Organism: Phyllostomus hastatus (greater spear-nosed bat)
Lineage: Eukaryota; Metazoa; Chordata; Mammalia; Chiroptera; Phyllostomidae
Gene: DDX51
Product: DEAD-box helicase 51
Exons: 16
Coding region: 44-1984 (646 amino acids)
Cellular component (GO): nucleus
Molecular function (GO): ATP binding; nucleic acid binding
Source: RefSeq, a predicted model, not a curated record